Messenger RNA from Nilaparvata lugens (brown planthopper), 5506 nucleotides. Its product is annotated as echinoderm microtubule-associated protein-like 2. Gene Ontology annotation, biological process: microtubule cytoskeleton organization. The transcript has 20 exons. The record is from RefSeq and is a predicted model, not a curated record. Gene Ontology annotation, molecular function: microtubule binding. The coding region runs from base 233 to 3022 and encodes 929 amino acids. Gene Ontology annotation, cellular component: mitotic spindle. Lineage: Eukaryota; Metazoa; Arthropoda; Insecta; Hemiptera; Delphacidae.
CAGCCAACUGGUUGCCAGUUGCUUUUGCCUUGCCUUGCCAGUUCGCCAGGUAGUAAGCGUUGGGUGCACUCGUGUUUGUACGUGUCUCCGUGUCUGUCUGUGAUGUUUCAUUGUUUGUUGUCAAAAUAAUCACGUCAGUUUCGUUUUACUGUGUUGUUUUUGUGCUACCAUAUUGCUGUGUUUCGGAUUUUAGCAGUGGCAUGAUUUGAGGAAGUGAUUUCAAUUAUCGGAUAUGAGGCUUAACGGUGCCAGAUAUGAAGGAACUCUGCCUGAAAAUUCCGCCAAUGAAGCAGAUGACAUGAUCGAGACGGAGAACGAGUCUGUCCGCGAGCGGGUGGCCGACCUGGAGAAGAAGGUGCUGGAGCAAGGGGACGAGAUAGUCUGCCUCCGCUCCACCCUGGCAGAUGUCCUGCGGCGGCUGAGUCUGGUGGAGGGGGCUCGCUCUGUUACCGUCACCCCUUCCCCCACCACUCCCACCAAGAAUGGCAACCACCUCAUGCAGCUCAGGACGCAUCAUCGCAAUGCCUCCCCCAACAACCAUCACAUAGGAGUGAAUAACCAUAAUGGACCUCCCAAGGACCUGCGGUACCGUCCAAUCAAUGAAAUGGCCAACAGUAAAGAGAGUAUAAGGAGGGUGGCCAGCUAUACACCUUCAUCACUGCCUCAGAGUGGUGAAGGUACACCUAGCAGGCGAGUGGUGCACUACCAGUCGACGGGCUCGCUUCACUCGGAUUCGCCCAGCUCCAGCUCGGUCUCCCCUAUCCCCACUUCCCCAUCCCCCUCGCCCACCCGACCCCCCUCCUCAGCCUCGUCGAAACCUCCCACCACCUCCCUCUCCAUGUCCAAUCUGCACUCUGCGAAGCGGUGGAGCUCAACCGGUGAUUUCAACUCACAUAACCACACUUCGCCACACAACCAUACGUCUAGGCUUGCAACCAAUACAAAAUCUCUGUUUAACUUACAUAUGCGAACAAACUCCCAACAGAACCACACUCCAAUGUUAAAACAUGGCACAAGAGAUGCGACUUAUAACUCUGAGGAUGGCUCACUACGUAUGUACCUGCGUGGGCGACCCAUAGUGCUCUACGCACCCACUCCAAUCGCCGACGGCUAUGAAAUCACCAAAGUCGCCACGGCGCCUCACACCAAGCUAAAGCUCGACUGGGUGUAUCCUUUCAUCAUUCAAUCAUUCAUUCAUUCCUCUAUUGAAAUUAGUUAUUUAUUCAUUUUUAUUUAUUUAUUCAUUUAUCUAUUUGUUGUUUAUUUAUUUGGAUUGAGUGGAAGAGGGAUUAAUUAUUGCCUCUUAUUGCCUCACAACUCUUAUGUUGAGUGUAAAGAGAGGGCCGACUGCGCCCUAGCUUUGCUCUCUAGGAAAAAUAAAUGCAGUCAUUCUAUUCUAUCCUUUUAUUCAGGCAUAGAAUUGGAGCGGGCUAGCCUUCUUAACACAUGUAUUGCAAUCCAUCCAAAUAAGCUUCUGGUGGCAUCAGGCCAGACAGCGGGUCAUGACGCAAGGGAGGGAAGGCCCCACAUUCGGGUUUGGAACUCUGUAAACCUUUCAACAAUGGCUGUUAUAGGAAUAGGCGAAUUCGAGCGUUCUAUUAGUUGUUUAUCAUUUUCGAAAGCGUGCUCAGUGGAUACAGUAGUGGCAGCAGAGUUUCAUCCUCUGGACAAGAGCUGCAUUGUGACUUGUGGCAAAAGUCACAUCAGCUUCUGGUCGUUGGACAAUGGUGGAACUCUGUACAAGAGAAACGGCAUCUUCGAGAACCGAGACAAGCCCAAGUAUGUCACUUGUCUGGCAUUCACGCAGACUGGAGAUGUGCUCUCUGGCGACUCCAAUGGCAGUAUUAUUGUCUGGGGACGAGGAACCAAUACGAUCACUAGAUUCAUGCGAAACGUGCAUGAAGGAUCAAUUUUCUCAAUUUGUGUGCUGAAAGAAGGAAGCAUCAUAACAGGCGGUGGCAAAGAUGGCCGACUCAUCCAGUUCGACUCUGAAUUGCAGAAAACUGGAUUUGAAGCUCAGAUCGCGGAACACGUAGGAGGCGUUCGGACCAUCUCGGAGGGUCGCGGUUCGCAGCUGCUGGUUGGGUCAACCCGAAACUGCAUCCUGGUUGGUUCCCUCCCGCUCGGGUUCAGCCCCGCUGUGCUCGGUCACACCGACGAGCUGUGGGCGUUGGCCGCUCACCCCUCCCUCUCCCAGUUCCUCACAGCUGGCUUCGACCGCAUUGUCCAGCUCUGGGACUGCAUGGCUCACUCUGUCGUCUGGAGUAAGGACAUCGCUGAGCAAGCUCAGUCGGCAGCUUUCUCACCAGAUGGCAGCAUUAUCAUCGUUGGCUGUGUAUCUGGUAAAUGGCUGGUGAUGGAUGCCGAAACUAGAGAGCUCUACUCAUCACAUACAGAUGGAUCCGAGCCUAUUCAGGUUGUCAGAUAUUCUCCAGAUGGCCGGUUUCUUGCCCUGGGCUCGAGGGAUAACAACAUCUACGUCUACCAAGUCGGAGAAGAUGUUAGGAAGUACAGCAGAGUAGGAAGAUGCGCUGCCGACAGGAAAAGAAGACGCAGUAUGUCUUCACUUAUCUCCAUACUGGGUCAUUCCAGCUUCAUCACACAUCUAGAUUGGUCGAAGAACAGUGAAAUAUUGAGGAGUAAUUCCGGUGACUACGAACUUCUGUUCUGGAACCCCGGCCUUUGCAGACAGAUUCCGCAGAGCUCAUCGCUCCGAGACACGGAGUGGGCGACACACACAUGUGUGCUGUCGUUCAGUACGGUGGGCAUCUGGCCGGAAGGCGCCGACGGCACCGAUGUCAACGCCUGUGAGCGAUCACAUGACCACAACCUUAUCGCUACCGGAGACGACUUCGGCAAGGUCAAACUCUACUCUUAUCCGGCCUGCCAGCCUAAGUCUCUGAACCACACUUACGGCGGUCAUAGCAGUCACGUGACCAAUGUCACGUUCCUCCACGACGAUUCCAGGCUGAUAUCAAUCGGCGGCAAGGACACCUCCGUCUUGCAAUGGAGCAUUGUUUGAAUGUCAACUGUCCUGUUUGAAUUUUGAAAUUUAAACUUUGAAACAAUCAAAUGCUGGUCUAGCACUCGCUUAGAAAACAUGAAUAGUUUUCGCUUCAAGCUAAAGCAUUGAAUAUUACCUCUAUUCCACUAUUUAUUGAACUGCACUCUUCCCCUGAUAUGAAAGAGAAUUUAAACGGUUUAUCAUAGUGCAUCUAAAGAGCCUAAUCUACAAAUCCAUGUAUAAGUAAAGUUGAAAUAAGAAUCGUAUCCACUUUCAAGUGCCCUUUUAACACUAAUGUGUUUCUAUGGCCUAUUUUACAAUAGUAUCUUAAUAUUUACUGAACAAUUACCAACUUGCAAUACAUUGCAAGAAUUCCAUUCAUGAAGGAUAGGUAUUGGUUUCCUCCUAGUGGUGGAAUAAAUAGGCAGUCUAUUUAUCAUUAAGCCGUGAUAAAAUAAUAUAAAUGUAAUUCAAGACGUAUCCAGAUCAAUGCUCUCAAUGUUCUUGUUUCACUUUGGUUUUCAAAAAAUGUACUAUCCCAUACAUACCUGUUAUGUAGCAUAUUUCCUUAGUUUCAUAUAGCUAGACAUUCAUACAGUAUAAACCAUAUGCUUAUCCUUACGGAGCAAGGUUACGAGAUAAGGAAUUUCUCAUAUUUUCCUUGAAUCUAGUGUUGAGAAUGAAAUUAAAUUUCUUGGUGAACUAACAAAUUAACAAGUGUAAAUAUCUAGAUUAGUUUUAUUGUUUUUAUUAAUGAAAAGUGUUCCGUUUGACGGGAAUUCUGUUGAUUUUUUACAUUAUUGUAGUCAACUCUUUCAGAGUUUGUAUAUUGUUGAGACAUUGUCAAUUUCUAAUGAGAACCGUAUCAUGCUUUUACUUAUAAAUGCAUGUAUUACGUAUAAAUUAUAUUUCGAAAAUGCAGAUAUUGUACUCAUAACUUCUAUAGCUUGAGCAAUGUUUAUUAAAACCUUAAAAUGAUAACAUGAACGUACAAUAAUCUUGCAUUUCGCUUGAAUGAAAUCCGAAAAUGUCAACUAACUAGCAAAGCAGCGCUGCAUAAAGUUGAACACCUGCUACUGGAUGAAAUAAUAGAUUGAAAUAAUAAUGAACAGUUUCUGUCCGUCUUGAUGCCUAUUUAAGGUUUUGGUGCUGAAGAAGUUACAGAAAUAAUUUUAAAAUUGGACAAAAUAAUUCCAAGUGUUGAAGAAAUGUAUAUCCGUGCAUAUAAUUCUCUAGCAAAAUCCUUGAAUCACUUCUACUGUAUUUGUAUCGUGAUUUUAUUUGGUAUCUUGAUAUCAGGUUGCAAUUUAUAAAGACAUGAUAUUAUUCUACUGCACCGUUCCUUUUGAAUUUUCAAAUCCUCACUUGCUCAAGACAUUAAUGUGAAUAUAUCCUUCACAUUCACAUAAAAUCUAAAAUGCCUAGUAUGCUGUACACGAAUAUAUAUAUCCUUGAUAUUAUUAAUUAACAGCCUGUGAACUUGCUGCUUAUUAGAACAAUCGCAUUCUGCUCAAGUGAUAUUAAUGGAAAAUAAUAAUGACUUAAUAAUAGAAACUUAAACACCAAAAUGCUUGAUACUGUAAAUAUGGUAGCACAGUUUGUUGUUGAUGAAUUGGUCCCAAAUAUAUUAUCUUAUAAAAUAAUUAUUCAAUAAUAUAUUUUCCUUUUUUGCAUUCAAUAAAAAAUUGAACUUCCUACUGACAAUCUACUGCUUAAAACUACUCCACAUUUUGUGAUACAUUAUGCACCUUUGACUGAUAAAAAUUGUAACUAAAAUUCAUGUUUUCCUGUCAAGAUUCUAUUAAUGAUCUGAUUGUAUGAUCAGAUAGUAUUAUGCAAUUCAACACCACUUGAUACAUUGAUCAAAUAGAUGUAUGGCAUAUAGCAUAAAAAACUAACAAUUAUGUACAUGUUGUGUAACUCAUCAUUGUUUUGUAUAAUUAUUAUUGUAUUAUUUCUUCUUCGAGAAACAUUCUCGUUUUAAAAUCAUCACAUUAGUUUUAUUUUAUUAAUAAGUUGAAAUAGAAUACUUACAUACCGUACCUUGGACUUCCAUUUUUAUAUUAUUAUAUACAUUUGAUUUAUUGAUGCAGAACAAAGGAGACUCAAUUUUUAGGUUUUCUCCAGUUUUAACUCUUUUUACUGUUUAUUCUACUUGUUUUAUCUUGUUCAUUUUUACUGAAAAAUUCGAUUUUUCAUUUUUGUGUUUAUUGUAAAUAUAUUUAUUUAUGAAGUUAAUUUUUCUUUUACAUUGUAAAGUUACUGUUUCAGAAUAGGCUAAGUGAUUCGAUGCAUCAACGUUUUAUCGUAGAAUCAAUUGUAUCGAAUUCUCAAUAAUUACAAUUCCACAUUCUCUAUAAACUUCCAUUUCAUCUAAUAGUGAGAAAGUUUUGAAUAAAGUUGUAUUUCAACAUUGAAUUUCUGAAUGUGAAGACUGUAUAGACUAAGAAUUGUUUAUGAAUUUUGUUGAUUAAUUCAAUUAAAUGAAUCAGCACUCUAUCU